Molecule: messenger RNA, 825 nt
Organism: Schizosaccharomyces osmophilus
Lineage: Eukaryota; Fungi; Ascomycota; Schizosaccharomycetes; Schizosaccharomycetales; Schizosaccharomycetaceae
Gene: gpp3
Product: Schizosaccharomyces japonicus specific family with GPPY motif and periodic tyrosine
Exons: 1
Coding region: 1-825 (274 amino acids)
Source: RefSeq, a predicted model, not a curated record
AUGCUGUUUCUGUUUGCGCUUGUAAGUUUGGUGCUUCCUUUUGCUUAUGCAGUUCAACUCAACCAUAUCGACUAUGAAGGUGCUGUGAAUGCGCUUGUGAAUAGUCUUGCGGACGACGUUUCUGGAAACGAAGGUAUUGUAAGCCAUACGGGGAUUUACGAAAGCUUGUACCAGGAAGACUUGAGUCAGUUCAACUUUACCAUAAACUAUCUGUCUGGAGACAACUAUGGAAAAGUGGACUCUCUUUUGAAAUUGGCUUCUCAAGCAAAUGAUAAAGACUUAGUUGGUGAUCUUGUAUAUCUAGCUCAUUAUGCAUCAGUCGGUGGUUACAACGAGUAUAUGCAACUGAAUGAUAAAUCCAGUUUCGCUAAAGAUUUGCUCAGUUUUUGCAAUAACGAUGCGACGAUCUUUACCAAACUCAGUAAAUCUAGCUCGAAUCAAAAAUUACAAGACUUUUUCCAAAAAUUGAUCUCCCAAGAAUCGGAUACAUCCUCCUCCAACAACUUGGAAAAGCGUUACGAUGGUACAUACACCUGCGACGAUAAGCAUACAGCAGUGAAAGGGUCAUGCGUUCUACUGAAAAAUUAUUUAUGGGGUAACCCAGGAACUAUUCCCCAUGGUCCUCGUGCUGUCUGUUAUGCUGGUUGCUGCGUUUCCUGGAGUAUGGAUGCUCCCGUAGUAUUGGGUGACUUGGCUCCACGAGUUGACACCUGUAUACAAACUUGCCCAAACGACCAGUUCAGUUGCAUCAAUCAUGAUGUCGUCAUUGGCAAUGUAUAUGGAGAAGAUGUUUGUGUCAGUGGAAGAACCAAAUUCUGCCAUUAA